This is a messenger RNA of Grosmannia clavigera kw1407, 783 nucleotides long. RefSeq lists its product as uncharacterized. NCBI's taxonomy places the organism in Eukaryota, Fungi, Ascomycota, Sordariomycetes, Ophiostomatales, Ophiostomataceae. The record is from RefSeq and is a predicted model, not a curated record. Bases 1 to 783 code for a protein of 260 amino acids. The transcript is spliced from 2 exons.
AUGUCAACCACGAUCGAGUCUCUCGGUCCGUUGACCACCACCUUCACCCCGUCGGCAACCUGUCUCACCGAUCUCUACCGAUACGCCUACGGCUUCGUCCACCUCAAUGUGGACACGAGCACGUCAGAUUGUAUGCCUACGGGUUGGAACUACAACAUCGGCGCCACCAACCUCUGCGUCUCGACCAUGGCCUCGACCCAGGCCUACGUCUUCUACAACGUCGUCGUCGGUCAGACCAAGAGCCUGGUCUCCAGCACCGGGUCCGAGGGCGUGAAUGCCUUUGGCAUUAGCAUCCGCUACAAGUCCACCGACUUUGUCUCGUCCACCACCACGACGUCCGGCUUGGCCACCACGACCGCCGCGGCCACGGCGACGCCGACGACGACGGGCGCAGCCGCUACGAGCACUGGCAGCAGCGACAGCAGCAAGAGCAGUGGCGGUGGGCUGAGCUCUGGCGCCAAGAUUGGCGUUGGUGUCGGUGUCGGUGUCGGUGUCGGUGUCGGUGUCCUGAUCAUCAUCGCCCUCGUCGCCUUCCUCUUAUUCCGCCGGAGGCGCCAGGCGCAAGACAUCCGGGCUGUCCCAGCCACCGACGACGUGCAUUCCACUCCAUCGCCACCGGCUCCGUCACCGCCGGCCAAUUCGUACGGAUACACACAGCCGCCGGAGCAAAAGUACAUGCAGCAGAGUCUGAUCGCCGAGGCGCCACAAUACGGCCGGUGGAACGGGCCGACAGAACUGGCAGAACUGGCGGCAGAGCCGGCAGAGCUGCCGGCGGCACAUUGA